AGCCAGUAUUAUCUAUGCCUGGAGACCUUUGAGAAGAAGCUCUACUUUGCGCCCGCAGACCGUGCCCACCGGGUGCUUGAUGCUGGAUGCGGUAUUGGACACUGGGUCAUAGAUUUCGGUAAGAUCUCUGGGUGGGCAGACCACUGGGCGACGUGCUGUAUCCUGCUGACGUGUCUCAAUCUUUGCUAUAUUAGCCGAGCAGCAUCCACACUCCGAGGUCAUCGGGGUCGACCUGUCGCCAAUACAGCCAACAUUACAAUGCAACGCUUCCGGGCGCGCGGACCAAUACCGCCCCACCCUGCCAGCAUGCCACCCAAUGCCGUGUUCCAGAUCGACGACCUCGAGGAGGAAUGGAACUUCAGUUUCAAGUUCGACUACAUCCACACGCUCAUGAUGGCGGGGGCGUUUCGGGACUGGCCGCGGUUCCUGGGCCAGUGCUACGAGUUCCUGGAGCGGGGCGGCCACGUCGAGGUGCAGGACAUUGACUUCCCGCUGCGCUGCGACGACGGCACGAUGCGGCCCGACAGCGCCGUGCGCCGCUGGUCGGACCUGAUGAUGGAGGCCGGGGAGCGCUCGGGCUUCAAGCUCGACGAGUGCGGCCGCGUCGCCGACAUGAUGCGCGCCGCCGGCUUCGUCGACGUUGUCCGCGUCCCCUUUUGCUGGCCCGUCAACCGCUGGCCCCGCGACCAGAAGCUCAAGCAGAUCGGGCUCUGGGCCCAGGAGAACUUUGUCGAGGGUUGCGAGGCCAUGAGCAUGGCACUCUUCACCCGCUUCAUGGGCUGGACGAGGGACGAAGUCGUCGACUUUAGCGCCCGCGUCCGCGCCGACCUGGCCGACACGAGCAUACAUGCCUACUUCCCCAUCUACGUCACUUACGGCCGGAAACCCUAA
Pyricularia pennisetigena is the source of this 891-nucleotide messenger RNA. RefSeq lists its product as uncharacterized. Gene Ontology annotation, molecular function: methyltransferase activity. The record is from RefSeq and is a predicted model, not a curated record. The transcript has 4 exons. NCBI's taxonomy places the organism in Eukaryota, Fungi, Ascomycota, Sordariomycetes, Magnaporthales, Pyriculariaceae. The annotation marks the transcript as partial.